Leptopilina heterotoma is the source of this 694-nucleotide messenger RNA. RefSeq names its product U6 snRNA-associated Sm-like protein LSm3 (gene LSm3). The record is from RefSeq and is a predicted model, not a curated record. Bases 284 to 595 code for a protein of 103 amino acids. Gene Ontology annotation, biological process: P-body assembly; mRNA splicing, via spliceosome. The transcript is spliced from 4 exons. Gene Ontology annotation, molecular function: RNA binding. Lineage: Eukaryota; Metazoa; Arthropoda; Insecta; Hymenoptera; Figitidae. Gene Ontology annotation, cellular component: U6 snRNP; Lsm1-7-Pat1 complex; U4/U6 x U5 tri-snRNP complex.
AGAUUAUUUUUAGAGAGUGGGGGAAAACAAAUUGCGCAGUUACUUUACGCAUCAGCUGUUUCAACUGUAAACAUUUUCAAGUUUUCAACAUUUUAAAAUUCUCCGAGGAAAUUUGUAUUUAUAUUUAAAAAAAUAAUUGUUCCGAGUUUUGGAGGAAAGUAAACCAAGUAAACACGCGCAUUGUUAAAGGAAUGUAAAUUUCUUUGAUUUUUUAAAUAAAAUAAGCAGCUUAUUUAAUCGUUAAAACAAUUAGUUUAUACUGAAUUCAGCAAAUAAUUGAAAAAUGGCAGAAGAAGCUGAACAAGUACCGGCAAUUAAUGUUAAAGAACCUCUAGAUUUGAUCAGAUUGAGCCUUGAUGAACGAAUUUAUGUUAAAAUGCGAAAUGAAAGAGAACUUCGUGGUCGCUUACACGCUUACGAUCAACAUUUAAACAUGGUCCUUGGAGAAGUUGAGGAAACUGUAACAACAGUGGAAAUUGACGAGGAAACCUACGAAGAAGUUUAUCGUACAACAAAGCGAAACAUUCCGAUGUUAUUUGUCAGAGGUGACGGCGUUAUUCUUGUUUCUCCUCCCAGUAUGCGACCGACGGCUUAACUACAUUUUCGAACAAUUUGUACUUUAAGGUCGGUUCCUUUUUUACGAUUUUUCCCGUAUUAUGUACUUGACUAAAGUAUUUUUUCAACUUUUCAAAUA